Messenger RNA from Dujonia railenensis, 1134 nucleotides. The record is from the annotation of a GenBank genome assembly. NCBI's taxonomy places the organism in Eukaryota, Fungi, Ascomycota, Pichiomycetes, Serinales, Debaryomycetaceae.
AUGUCAAAAGGAAAGGUCUUACUCGUACUCUACAAGGGCGGUGAACACGCCAAGCAAGAAUCCAAAUUAUUAGGUUCCUUGGAAAAUGAAUUGGGAAUCCGUAAGUUCGUUGAAGAUAACGGUUACGAAUUAGUCUCUACUGACGAUAAGGACCCAGAAGGUUCGUCCCAGGUUGACAAAGAAUUGGCUGAUGCAGAAAUUAUUAUCACCACUCCAUUCUUCCCUGCCUACAUAACUAGAGAAAGAAUUGCCAAGGCACCAAAAUUGAAGAUGUGUAUCACCGCUGGGGUUGGUUCAGAUCACAUCGACUUGAAUGCUGCAAACGAAAGAAAAAUUUCGGUUAUUGAAGUAACUGGCUCUAACGUUCAGUCGGUUGCUGAGCAUGUCAUAAUGACCAUGCUUGUUCUUGUUCGUAACUUCACUGCGGCUCAUCAACAGGCAAUUGAUGGUAGCUGGGAUAUUGCAGGUAUUGCAAAGGACUCUUACGAUAUGGAAGGUAAAGUUUUUUCAACCAUUGGAGCUGGUAGAAUUGGAUACAGAGUUUUGGAAAGGUUAAUUGCCUUCAAUCCAAAGAAAUUAUUGUACUACGACUACCAGGAAUUGCCAAAAGAUGCUGUGGAUCGUUUGAAGCAAGUUUCGAAAAUUUUCAACGAUAAUGAUUUGGAAAUUGAGAGAGUUGUGAGCUUAGAAGAAAUGGUUGCAGCAAGUGAUGUUGUUACUGUUAACUGUCCACUUCAUGAAAAAUCCAAGGGAUUGGUGAACAAGCAGCUUCUUUCUCAUUUCAAAGAUGGUGCUUGGUUAGUUAACACUGCCAGAGGUGCUAUCUGUGUUGCAGAGGACGUAGCAGAGGCUGUAGAAAAUGGAAAGCUUAGAGGUUAUGGUGGUGAUGUUUGGUAUCCACAACCUGCUCCUAAGGAUCACCCAUGGAGAUCAUUUAGAAAUAAGUAUGGAGCUGGAAAUGCCAUGACCCCUCAUGUUUCAGGUACUUCUUUAGAUGCCCAAGCAAGGUAUGCAGCUGGUGUUAAAAACAUUUUGGAAAGCUAUUAUACUGGUAAACACGAUUACAGGCCACAGGACGUAAUUGUUAUCAAUGGUGACUAUGCUACAAAGGCAUACGGUGAAAGAAAGAAGUAA